Linderina pennispora is the source of this 976-nucleotide messenger RNA. RefSeq names its product 30S ribosomal protein S8e. Lineage: Eukaryota; Fungi; Kickxellomycota; Kickxellomycetes; Kickxellales; Kickxellaceae. Gene Ontology annotation, cellular component: nucleolus; preribosome, large subunit precursor. Bases 52 to 834 code for a protein of 260 amino acids. The record is from RefSeq and is a predicted model, not a curated record. Gene Ontology annotation, biological process: maturation of LSU-rRNA; maturation of 5.8S rRNA. The transcript has a single exon.
CUCUCGUCCUCUAGCCAGUAUUUUCUUCAUUUAACUUCACAUUCAACCUCCAUGCCGCAGAACGAGUAUAUUGAGGAGUCGAUCAAGCGCCACGGACGGCGGCUUGACCACGCCGAGCGCAAGCGCAAGCGUGAGGCCCGCCAGGUCCACAAGGACGCGGCGUUUGCGCAAAAGGUGCACGGCCUGAAGGCCAAGCUGUACAACAAGAAGCGGCACUCGGAGAAGAUCCAGAUGAAGAAGACGCUAAAGAUGCACGACGAGAAGAACGCCAAACAAAAGACGGACGACGCUGUGCCCGAUGGCGCCGUGCCUGCAUACCUGCUCGAUCGCGAGGGCCAGCAGCGCGCCAAGGUGCUCAGCAAUAUGCUGAAGCAGAAGCGGAAGGAGAAGGCCGGCAAGUGGAAUGUGCCGCUGCCCAAGGUCCGCGGCAUUGCCGAGGACGAGAUGUUCAAGGUUGUCAAGACAGGAAAGUCGAAGAGCAAGUCGUGGAAGCGCAUGGUGACGAAGCCGACGUUUGUGGGAGACGGCUUCACGCGGAAGCCGCCAAAGUACGAGCGCUUUAUUCGCCCUAUGGCGCUGCGCUACAAGAAGGCCAAUGUCACACAUCCCGAGCUCAAGGCCACCUUCCAGCUGCCGAUCAUUGGCGUCAAGAAGAACCCGCAGAGCCCGAUGUACACGCAGCUGGGCGUGCUGACCAAGGGUACGAUUAUCGAGGUCAAUGUCGCCGAGCUGGGCUUGGUCACCACCGGCGGAAAGGUGCUGUGGGGCAAGUACGCUCAGAUCACAAACAACCCGGAGAACGACGGCUGCAUCAACGCUCUUCUCUUGGUCUAAGACCGACCUGUUUUCUAAAUAUACUGCCAUUCGUUGUCAAUCGUGAAGGCAUCAGCUGCGAGGUGGUGAGGGAGGAUCAUUUUCGAUACCAAAGAUGCUAGCUAAAUUUUGCCGACGAUCGCUGCUGGGCGCAUUUUCUUUG